Messenger RNA from Xenopus tropicalis (tropical clawed frog), 565 nucleotides. It is a transcript of the gene rpl27, whose product is annotated as ribosomal protein L27. Lineage: Eukaryota; Metazoa; Chordata; Amphibia; Anura; Pipidae. The transcript has 5 exons. Bases 110 to 520 code for a protein of 136 amino acids. Gene Ontology annotation, biological process: translation. Gene Ontology annotation, molecular function: structural constituent of ribosome. Gene Ontology annotation, cellular component: rough endoplasmic reticulum; ribosome. The record is from RefSeq and is a predicted model, not a curated record.
GAUUUAGUCUACGGAGCGGAAGUACGUCACAAGCAGGCGCUGCGUGAAAGGUGAGCGAAGCCGAAAGUACUUCCUUUCCUGUCAGGGCGGCCAUUGAGUUGGAGCGAAAAUGGGCAAGUUUAUGAAACCUGGGAAGGUUGUCCUUGUCCUAGCAGGACGUUAUGCAGGCCGCAAAGCUGUGAUUGUGAAGAACGUUGAUGAUGGCACCUCAGACCGCCAGUACAGUCACGCACUUGUUGCUGGCAUUGACCGUUACCCUCGUAAGGUGACUGCCACCAUGGGCAAGAAAAGGAUUGCCAAGAGGUCCAAAAUCAAGUCUUUCGUGAAAGUAUACAAUUACAACCAUCUUAUGCCAACCAGAUACUCUGUUGAUAUUCCUCUUGACAAGGCUGUGGUUAACAAGGAUGUUUUCAGAGACCCAGCUCUCAAACGCAAAGCCAGACGCGAGGCAAAGGUUAAAUUUGAGGAGAGGUACAAAACAGGCAAAAACAAGUGGUUUUUCCAGAAGCUGCGGUUCUAAAUAAUUUGUCAGUAUAGUGGGCCAUUAAAGUUUCUGAAAACACAA